Messenger RNA from Paramecium primaurelia, 240 nucleotides. The record is from the annotation of a GenBank genome assembly. NCBI's taxonomy places the organism in Eukaryota, Ciliophora, Oligohymenophorea, Peniculida, Parameciidae.
AUGAAUUAAAAUAAAUGUUAAUCUGAUUCUGGAGGUACUAAAAUUAAAGGACCUGAAGAAGAUACCUUUCUACUUGUUAUGAACUAAGUCUUAGAUAGACAUAAGUCGAUUGCAGCAAAGAACAAUGAAAGUUAACUUCUUCAAAAUGCUCUGAAGGCUUUAUAAUAAGAAUUAAAUGAAGCUGAAUCUAAGAAUCCUGGAUCUGCUAAAUAAAUACUAGAUUCCAUUUUCAAUAAUUGA